UGUAUCGAUUACAUUGGAACUGAAUAGAUUGAAAGUUUUACAAUUAUUUAUUAUUAUUAAUGUUUAAUAAAUAUUAAUAGAUUAUAAAAUUUAGUAUAAGAAAUGUAUAUUUUGUAUAUUUUUAAAUUAUUUCAAAGCAAUAUUUGAAACGUCACGCGAUUCAGAAAUAAUCAAUAAGCGGCGUGCACCUGUUUAUGAUUACAAUGAAAAAUGAUUUUGUCAAGAUCAAAACCAGCCUCGUCAGAAGGAACAAGAAAAUCUGUACCGCGUACUAAUGUACCAAAGUUAGAAGAAUUUUUGGAAAAACGUGAUUACAUUGGUGCUUUAACUCUUUUAGAAUUUAACAGUACCUCUGGUAGUAACGUAGAAUCUGAAUUAUGGAUGGGUUAUUGCGCCUUUCAUCUUGGAGAUUAUAAGCGAGCUUUAACUAUCUAUCAAAAUCUAAAAAAGAAAGAUAAUAUUCUAGCAGAUCUAAUUACAAACUUAGCAUGUUGUUAUUUUUAUCUUGGCAUGUAUCCGGAAGCACACCAAUGUUUGGAAGAAGCACCUAAUAGUAAAUUGAAGACAAGACUUUUAUUUCAUUUAGCACACAAAAUGGGCAAUGAAGCAAAGUUGCUGGAGUAUCAUCAAAUGUUACACGAUGUUUUAGAAGAUCAACUUAGUUUGGCAUCCAUACAUUAUCUUAGAGCACAUUAUCAGGAAGCUAUUGAUGUUUAUAAACGGAUAUUACUUGAUAACAGAGAUUAUGUAGCUUUAAACGUAUAUGUAGCAUUAUGCUAUUACAAGUUAGAUUAUUACGAUGUUGCACAAGAAGUUCUACAAGUGUACUUGCAAAAAUUUCCAGAUAGUGCAAUUGCAAUCAAUUUAAAAGCUUGUAAUCAUUUUCGUUUGUAUAAUGGAAAUGCUGCGCAAGCCGAAAUGAAACAACUUAUAGGAAAGAUAUCAAGUUCUUUUAGUUUUGGUCAUGAUCUUAUUCGUCAUAACACUGUUGUAUUUCGUAAUGGAGAAGGAGCCUUACAAAUUUUACCUAAUUUAGUAGAUGUUAUACCAGAAGCUCGACUUAAUUUGGUAAUAUAUUAUUUAAAGCAAGAUGAUAUAAAGGAAGCAUAUGAGUUUAUUAAAGAUCUUGAACCUGCUGUUCCACAAGAAUAUAUUUUGAAGGGCAUAGUAAAUGCUGUAAUGGGUCAGGAAACUGGAUCCCGUGAUAAUAUAAAAACCGCUCAACAAUAUUUUCAAUUGGUUGGUUCUUCUGCAUCAGAAUGUGAUACCAUACCUGGUAGACAGUGUAUGGCAUCUUGUUUUUUUCUAUACCGUCAAUUCGAAGAAGUUCUGGUUUAUUUAAAUUCGAUCAAAACUUACUUUUCUAACGAAGAUAAUUUUAAUUUUAAUUAUGCACAAGCACAAUCUGCAGCAGGUUAUUUCAAAGAAGCGGAAGAAGCUUUUUUGAUGAUACAUAAUGAAAAAUACAAAAAUGAUUAUAUUUACAUCAGUCUUCUAUCUUAUUGUUAUAUUAUGAAUAAAAAAGCAGAACUUGCAUGGGAGUUAUAUUUAAAAAUGGAUACAUCAUCAGAGUCAUUUAAUUUAUUGCAAAUGAUUGCAAAUACUUGUUACAAAGUAGGUGAAUUUUGGUAUGCUGCUAAAGCAUUUGAUAUGUUAGAACGUAUGGAUCCUAGUCCAGAACACUGGGAAGGUAAACGUGGAGCUUGUUGCGGUACAUUUCAAUAUAUCGUUGCAGAAAAGCAACCAAAAGAUCUACUUUCUGAAGUAAUUCUUUUACUCAGGAAUACGUCUAAUUCCCAAGUGGAACAAAUUAUUCGUGUUAUGCGUAAAUGGGGUAAAGAUAAUCGGAUCAACUGUUAAUGCUGUAAUGUAUAAUGGUUUGAUAAUCAAUUCCGUCCAUUAAUAGUCUUGUUUCCUAUUUGAUUGCGGUAUACUAUAUUGGUACAAUAUAUAUAUACUAUAUAUUAAUAAAUAAUUUCUUUCAUAUUUUAUAAAAAUAUCGUUAAUUUGUAAUAAUACAAUGCAACAGUAAUGGGACCAAUAUGAAUGUUCAAAAAAUGUUGUUAACCUGUUAUGAAACAAUACUGCUUCUGUGGUUGCUGAUUUAAUAUAAAAUAGAUAUA
Molecule: messenger RNA, 2123 nt
Organism: Polistes canadensis
Lineage: Eukaryota; Metazoa; Arthropoda; Insecta; Hymenoptera; Vespidae
Gene: Ttc26
Product: intraflagellar transport protein 56
Exons: 7
Coding region: 211-1860 (549 amino acids)
Biological process (GO): intraciliary transport involved in cilium assembly; intraciliary anterograde transport
Cellular component (GO): ciliary basal body; ciliary base; intraciliary transport particle B
Molecular function (GO): intraciliary transport particle B binding; protein binding
Source: RefSeq, a predicted model, not a curated record